AGAGAGGCUCUAAUUCUAUCCUCAUCCCUCUCUCAAUGCUUGCAUGUGCUUACACACACUCUCUACCUCUCUAGCAGCAGCAACCAAUAUGGAUAUGGGGGGAAGGACUAGUACUAGUACUGGCAAGGAGCAGAGAACCCAGAGAUGAGUGCCUCCGUUUCCAUCACUGCCCUCAUUGCCUCUAACUCCGCCGCCGCUGCCGCCACCACCAGCAACCUCCACCGCAAAACUACUAAUGCAGCUAAAUCAACAAUUUUCACCUCCACCUCCAAUACCAAGCCUCAUUUUACUGCCUCCUCUUCCUCCUCCUCCCAUUACCACCAUCCUUUCAUACUGCGAGGGAUCUAUCGGCAGAAGCAAAGAAGAAGCAGCGUUUGAAGAAUCAUGGCUUCAGGGCGGUCGAUCUGAGAUGGCAGACGAUCAAUUGGAGAAGGGCAGAGAAAUCGUCACGCAUUUCCUUAUUCAUGUUUGUGUUAUGUAUGGGCUGGGUUUCGCACUUCUUGUGACAAAUGAUCCGACUAGCAGUAGUAGUACUAGUGAAUCAGAAUUGUCAGCGACGGAUGAAAGAACAGUGGCUGAUAGAAUUGUUGAUGGAUUGAACUUUGGGGAGCUAUGCAAUGAGUUUGAGUGCAUUAGUAGCCCCUUGGUGGAGUCUACAGCUCGACAACUUGUACGCGAUAUCCUUGAGCUACGAGAAGGCAAUCGCGCCCUUGGAACCUUCGCUGUUUCUGUUAAAUACAAGGAUCCAGUUCGAAGUUUUAGCGGCCGUGAUAAGUACAAGAGACCGCUAUGGAUAACCAGUGCACUAGAAAAGCCCUCUGUCAGUGUGCAAGAAAUGAGCAUGUUAUCAACGAGUGUCCUAAGUAUCAAGUGGACGAUCAAAGGGAAGGCGAAGAACAUUAUAGGAGGAGACUUGAUCGUAAGAAUAAAUUCCCAGUUCACUCUAAACCAGAUAAGUGGACAAGUCAUUGAACAUGAAGAGUUUUGGGAUUUAUCAGCUUCCUCGGCCAUUGCGAAAGCAUAUUUCUGGACAUCACGCCGUCUUUAUGCAACAAUCGAGGGUGGAAAAGACUUGGCUGAUCUUGCUAAAACCAUUUCCAGUAAGUUCCCCAGAGAAAAACAGAAUACAGAAAUUUAUCCAGACCCUUCAGGCGAUCCAACUAAGUUCUUUCAAAGGGAUGACGGUUUCCAGAGAGAUGUAUACCAAAUUGGACUGUUUCUGGCACUGGUUUAUUUUGUUGUACAGCUUUUGAGGACAACCUUGUAAUGUAAAGGCUCCCUCAGGAGAGAUUCUCUCAUGCAAACAAGUUUUAGUCGCAGUAGC
Messenger RNA from Pyrus x bretschneideri (Chinese white pear), 1324 nucleotides. RefSeq lists its product as uncharacterized. The transcript is spliced from 6 exons. NCBI's taxonomy places the organism in Eukaryota, Viridiplantae, Streptophyta, Magnoliopsida, Rosales, Rosaceae. Bases 236 to 1267 code for a protein of 343 amino acids. Gene Ontology annotation, cellular component: chloroplast. The record is from RefSeq and is a predicted model, not a curated record.